UUCUCUUUUAGACCAAUUUGUCCUGUCAGACACCAGCGAUUCCGCUCUCACUCGACGGGAGGCCUUUACCUCCCGAUAAUUCUCUUUUCCUUUUAGAACUCUUUAAACGAUCCGCUCGCGCCUUUCUCAAUAGCUCCGACGCUGUAAGCAAAACUUUCGUGGAUGAUGAUUAUGAUGGACUGACUGAUUAUAUAUUUUAAAAAAGAAGAAGAAGAAUAUGACUGUCAAAUCAGCGUGCGUUCUUGACCACGCAUUGGGUGCAAUGUCGUGACGUCAUUGCGAUUUUCGCUCGGGCGAGCAUUGAGAGGUGGGGCUUUUGAGUCCGAUUAUGAUCUGUAGGACAAACACCUGUUUUGUUCACACAUUCGUGAUCCGGUUUGUCAGUCGUGUUCACGGUACUUGUCUGAUAAACAUGGCAGCUUUGCUCGUCCUGCUGCUAAUUUGCUGCGUUUCGUCAACCCCACAGCGCAAAACGGAACUUCUGAAUAAACUUCUGAGUGCAGUGGAAAAGGCUGCUGACUUUUUUAGUUCAGACUAUGCAAAUAUCAACGCUGACGGAAUUUUUGGAUUAAGAAUAGGACAAGGUCAACUAAUACAAAUAUUCGAAGACUGCAACCAAAGACACUGUGAUGAAAAAGCUCUCUCACGAAUCCGACGUAUUACGUCCAUUGUUGAAGAGACCUGCAAGUCCGCCAUGCCUUAUCUGAAGCAGCUCGACGAAAAAUACUACAACCGGUUCUUCCCCUUGAUGAAGGAGCCCUACCUUCUGAAAUACAGACCCCACACGUUCAGAAACCUCGACAAAGUCAAGCCUGGGACCAACACAGAAUACAACGAGGAAGAUGGAGACAGCUGCUUUGCCAGAAUAAUGGGAACCUACGUGGACGAGAAAGGAGAAUACCUACCCAAGUGCAACACAACACAGCGCUGUUUUGACAUGAUGACCCACGAAGGCACUGCAGAAUAUACCAUCACGCAUCAGCUGUUUUAUUUCAUUAUUAUGGAACAUACGGAUUGUGACAAAAUGGCUGGAGGGGUAAUCACGGCUGAUAACCUGAGACGAGUGGAGCAGAAGUUAUGUAAAAUUAUUUACAAAGAGGCGGAGACGCUGUGGAACGGGCAGGACGUCUUUCUGGGCCACCAGGAUCUCUUCAUGGAACAAGGUGUUCUGUGCGGCAUUCUGGGAUUCGAGAACUUCAUGAGAACUGACUGGGUGAGAGCUGUUCUCAGGUGGCAGACACACGAGGGAUGUUUCAAGGCCAAGCGACCCUGGCAGAUCUUUGAGGAGAUGAUCAUGCCGCACGGCGAUGUGGAAACAAGCAAAACCCCCAUGAGACGAUUACAAAGAGAAACGUCCAUGUCAGGUGACUGUUUGGCGCAUAAAUCCGGAUUGGGAUUCGGUUAUUUAUCGACUUUUCUACGUUAUUUCAUCCGAUCUUCGUAUUAACAUGGUGUCAUAAGGGACAAAAUCUGGUUAUGCACUCCAAUACAAUAAAAAUACAAAAAUA
Messenger RNA from Gigantopelta aegis, 1508 nucleotides. RefSeq names its product UPF0764 protein C16orf89 homolog. The coding region runs from base 329 to 1447 and encodes 372 amino acids. Gene Ontology annotation, cellular component: cytosol; membrane. Lineage: Eukaryota; Metazoa; Mollusca; Gastropoda; Neomphalida; Peltospiridae. The transcript has 7 exons. The record is from RefSeq and is a predicted model, not a curated record.